Closterium sp. Naga37s-1 is the source of this 1221-nucleotide messenger RNA. Lineage: Eukaryota; Viridiplantae; Streptophyta; Zygnematophyceae; Desmidiales; Closteriaceae. The record is from the annotation of a GenBank genome assembly.
AUGGAGGACAAAAAUAUUUUUCUGCAGAUGCAAAUAGUGGAUGAGAAGCGCAAUAAGUUGAUACAGCUAAUGAAACGCAAGGAGGACGAGUACGAUGACAGGAGGAGAGAGAUGGCUGCAGUUCAUAGCCAGUCCGAGGAAACCUUAUUGCGAGCGAUCAAGGCACAUUCACAGCUGAAGGAGCACAUUCGCCAAUAUCAAGUGGGUGCGGACCAUUCACGCCUGGCAAGGAAUGAGCUCAAGUCCCUGGGGAAGCUACUCUCAUGCCAGAUCUCAAACAUGCUAGAAAAGCGCGUGUCAGACGAGGACAUGGAGCAGGCAGGCCUUCCUCACACUCUCAACAAAGCUCUGGGCGAGUGGUUAGAGGCAACAUGUGGGGAUUCAGUUCUUAUUGAACAAGGGGCUGAGGCUGAGGCUGCAGAAGGGUCUGAGGCUGCAGGAGGGUCUGAGGCUGCAGAAGGGUCUGAGGCUGCAGAGGGUGCUGAAACUGUACAGGGGAGUGAGGCUGCGGCGGGGAGUGAGGCUGCUGAGGGGAGUGAGGCUGCAGAGGGUGCUGAAACUGUACAGGGGAGUGAGGCUGCUGAGGGGAGUGAGGCUGCGGCGGGGAGUGAGGCUGCUGAGGGUGCUGAAACUGUACAGGGGAGUGAGGCUGCUGAGGGGAGUGAGGCUGCAGAGGGGAGUGAGGCUGCGGCGGGGAGUGAGGCUGCGGCGGGGAGUGAGGCUGCGGCGGGGAGUGAGGCUGCGGCGGGGAGUGAGGCUGCGGCGGGGAGUGAGGCUGCGGCGGGGAGUGAGGCUGCGGCGCAAUGCCAGGCGUUCUUUGAAGCAACAGAAGUGACACCAGAGAGGGAUGCUGUGAAGCAGGAGCACAAGGCCCUGAUAAGGCGCCGGCAGGCAGAGUUCACAGCAGGCCUUGAUGCAACCAGGAGGGGGGUCAAAGAAAUCUACAAGAUCGUGGCGCCAGGUGGCGAUGCUGACCUGGCACCCGUCGACUCGCUUGACCCGUUCAGCCAGGGAAUUUGUUUCUCUGUGCGCCCACCACAGCAGCAAUGCUGGAGGAACGUUGCCGACCUCAAAGGGGGAGAGCAGGUGAGAGCCGCCUUUGGCCCAUGUCUCUGCCAGACCAUCUCUUUCCACCCACAGUGGAGUGUGAAUGUCACUGCUGCUCCUGCGCCUGUUAGUGGCUCUGUGCUGCGCUGGUCAUCCUACGAGGGCGAACUAUAA